Molecule: messenger RNA, 1221 nt
Organism: Radiomyces spectabilis
Lineage: Eukaryota; Fungi; Mucoromycota; Mucoromycetes; Mucorales; Radiomycetaceae
Exons: 7
Coding region: 1-1221 (406 amino acids)
Biological process (GO): regulation of transcription by RNA polymerase II
Cellular component (GO): mediator complex
Molecular function (GO): transcription coregulator activity
Source: RefSeq, a predicted model, not a curated record
AUGGCGUCAGAUCUACAUGCGUAUGGACCUGUGAAUCUCGAUAAAGCACGCCAAGAGUUUCGUCAGCAGAUUGAUGCUAUCCGUUCUGUGUGUUUACAAUUCGAAAACGAAGUGUUGGGCGAUGUUAUGAAAAUGGGAGCAGGAGCCGAUCCAGCCUUUCGCAAACAUUUCACGCAUCUCAAAGAACAAGCUGCCUUGGAGAGUACAGUGAGAAAAGUCAAAGAUGCAUUAAAGCAAACAAAGGACCACUUGGAGCAAUGCGUAACGGAAAGAGAAGAAUCGCGACUAAAAAAGUCGAUCAAGUCAUUGGAACGUAUUGCGCAAGGCAUGGGACUUGUCACUUUUGUCGACUCUUCUCAGACGUCCGAAUCUGGCGUCCCGUUAACCACCCUCACCUUGGGUGGCACCGUGAUUGUCGUUGAUAUCGAUAUGGAUGACACAGGUCAUGUUCUGAAAACCAAAGUGACCUAUGUAUCGGAAAUACUUCAAAAUGAUCAUGAUGACCGCUUAGAUCGCAUGUUGGCAGAAAUUCUUCGAACUGAGGAUUACGACCUGUUCCGUCGCAAUCUUGGAACCCUGGCCCUGCUGGAUCGUCUGAACGUCAAAUACACACCGACCAAUUUUUUUUUGCUGACAAGAGGAUUGGUAGCAGAUAUGCGAUCAAUAUGCAGUCAAGAAGCCCUACUGGUGUCGGGGGAUAUGGGAACAAUCCUGAUGGAGGGUCACGGCGUGCCCAGUUUGUACCUGGAUUACCCCGGCCUUAGUAUUGCUUACUGGAUAGACAAAAAAUCGAUGCUCGACACGGAUUGGGAAAGUGUACGGAAAUCAGUCGAGAAUGGAGAUAAGCACACAGCGCUUCGUCCUGCUGCCAAGCUCAACAUCUCUUUCGAAGCUUCUGAACAGUCUCACUACUUUCUGCCACCAUCAAGGACACGCUAUUUAUUGAGUUUGGAAGAGACAGAAGAUUACAUUUUGGAAGGCGAAAACGGGAAACAUAUGAAAAUUCUCAGGGAAACGGCCUGCCCAAAGUUCAUGCAACCCAUGCGAUUUAUCAAAGUAUUAUCAACGCACCCGGAAGCGGCGGCUAUUCCUGUAAGAAUGGUGGCCACCCUUGACCCUCCUCUUCCUGCUUCAGAUACGAUUAUACAAAGUCUGAUGCGUAUCACUGGAUACAAGAAACAAGGUAAGUUUGGACGGGUGAUUGUCGGUCGUCUACAUUAA